CCCCAACUCGCUUUUCCGCCAGCCCGACCAUCGCCAUGGCUUCGCAAUACGUCAAGGCGCAGGGCGUCACUGGGCCUCUGUCGACUGCUAUGCCAACGGCCCAGGAACUCGCAGCCAAUGACGAUCUUGUUACAGAGUUGAAGAGACAGAACAACUACGAAAAUCCAGAAGAGACUGCGAAGAGAUCGGCCGUUCUCAAGUCCCUUCAGUCGAUCACCGAGGAGUUUGUGAGGCAAGUCACCAGAGCCCAGGGCAAGCCGGAGGCGAUCGCAAAAGCCGCGGGAGGAAAGAUCGAGACUUUUGGAAGCUUUAAGCUUGGUGUCAUAGGUCCUGGAUCUGAUAUCGAUACUCUCGUCGUCGUUCCUAAACAUAUCACCAAAGAGGAAUUCUUCCAGAAGUUCCCAGAGGUACUGGUCAAGAUGGCGCCUGAAGGUGCUAUCACGGAACUAGUCCUCAAACCAGAUGCUUAUGUACCCAUCAUGACAUUCAAGUACUCUGGAAUUGACUUGGAUUGCUUAUUUGGCCGGAUCGCAGGACUCGGUCAGAUUCCAAGAGACCUAAAGAUUGUCGACUCGGACUUGCUGCGUGGACUGGAUCCUAUAGAAACUCGCUCACUCAAUGGUGUGCGUGUGGCAGAUGAGAUGUUAAGUUUAGUUCCCCAGCCAAACGUCUUUAGAACAGCCCUGCGGACAAUUAAGCUCUGGAGCGCCCGGCGUGCAAUUGCUGGUAAUGUUUAUGGCUUCCCGGGAGGUGUGGCGUGGGCAAUCCUGGUUGCGCGCGUCUGCCAGCUUUAUCCUAAGGCCACAGGUUCAACAAUCAUUAUGAAGUUCUUCAAGAUCGUAGACAAGUGGCCAUGGCCUCAACCAGUCUUGUUGAAGCAGAUUGAAACCGGCAAGCUGAACCUCCAGGUCUGGAAUCCAAAGAACAGCGGUACUGACAGAAGACACAUCAUGCCCAUUAUCACUCCAGCCUAUCCCUCAAUGUGCACUACACACAACGUUACUCGAUCUACAAUGGCGGUCCUGCAGAAUGAGUUGAAGCGCGGUGGUGAUAUUGCUGAUCGGGUGAUGGCCGGCAAGGCGAAGUGGAAGGACCUUUUCGAGAAACAUACAUUUUUUACCAAUAGCUAUAAGUACUACCUAUGCAUUAUUACUGCUAGUACCACGAAGGACAUGCAGACGACAUGGUCGGGUUGGGUGGAAUCGAAGGUCAGAUUGAUAGUCGGCAGGCUUACAGAGCAGACUUCGGUUGCGAUAGCCCACCCAUUCAACAAGGGUUUCAACAGAGCCCACAGGUGCCGAACCGAGGAGCAAGUCGAUGCAGUCAAAGGUGGAAGUCUGGAAUACUAUGCCAAAGACAUGGGGACUGCAACAACUGGCCAUGGUCUAGCUGCAGGUGGUAUGGUGAAGGAUGGCACUAGCAACGGAGAAGAGGAGAAUGAGGACGACAAGAUCACAAUGGUAUACACGACAACUCACUACAUCGGACUGGAGCUUCACGAAGGUGCUAAAUCUCUCGAUCUUUCCUGGCAAGUUGACGACUUCAAGAAUACAUGCGCCAGCUGGGACUUGUAUGACAGCAAUGUUAGUGCAUUGCAUGUUGCUCAUACGAAGAAUUACGAUCUCCCCGAAGAUUUGUUCGAGGACGGCGAAGUGAAGCCUACGAAACCACAGAAGAAGAAGCAGUCGAACAAACGUACUUCAGCCGACGUAUGUAGCUUCUCCCAUGCCUAGUUGGAACUGACCACAGCUGGGCGUUAUAUUUUCCAAAGACCUGCACUGGUUGUGGGUUUGGCACAGGGCAGAACUAACUUCUACUAGGAUUCGGCGCAGCCAGCAUCAAAGAGACAGCAAACUUCGGUAGUUGCAGCAGGAUAAAUCUGUGCGAAUUCACCCCACCUUCUUUACCUCCUCCCUCUCGUUGACCAGAUGUCUAACGGCAGGCUUUGGACUUCCCUUCGCCAUUACAACUCGAUUGCCACACUCGCAUUCCAAAAAAACAUUCUGGACUACUAACAAAAGCAGUUCCGGCAGGCAUUGGAGCUGAGAAUUGCUCUAGUAAGACCUUCGUCCCCUUCACACCCUGUUUUGUUUCUAGGGGAAUCUUGUGACCAAAAACUUUGAUACACAUACAGGCGUGAGAUGAUUCUCAACCUGGCGCAUCCAUGAUAGGCGUUCAUAGACAGCGAGGACUUCGGAAUGACAUACAUCGUCACAAAGCGACAGGCGAAGAGGCGUUGGCUAUGGAUGGCUUAGAAGCCCGUGUAAUCUAGUUACCAAUAAAUGAUUUUUUGAGACUACGGUCUCUUGCCAAAAGACAAGAAAAGCCUCCCUUGAAACCAUGAAGAACAAUGAAGAUCUUGGGUGUUCUAUCCUU
Cadophora gregata is the source of this 2376-nucleotide messenger RNA. It is a transcript of the gene PAP1, whose product is annotated as polynucleotide adenylyltransferase, variant 2. Gene Ontology annotation, cellular component: nucleus. Gene Ontology annotation, molecular function: poly(A) RNA polymerase activity; RNA binding. The transcript is spliced from 5 exons. The coding region runs from base 36 to 1733 and encodes 565 amino acids. NCBI's taxonomy places the organism in Eukaryota, Fungi, Ascomycota, Leotiomycetes, Helotiales, Ploettnerulaceae. The record is from RefSeq and is a predicted model, not a curated record.